CGAUAGUGGCCGCCGGUGCUCAUUCGUGGACGGAGAGCCGCGAUUUCCACAUACCAGUGUAUUUUUAAAAGAUUUGGAUACCUGUGUGACGUUCAAUUCUAAAGUGCUAAAAACUAAAUCGUCUUGUAAAAAAACUGCAUCUGGUUUUCGAGGUGCGGUUGCGAGCGCUCGCCGUGGGCGGCGAUUCUUCAGUAAGAGACAGGCGCCCAAGCCGCUCGCACGAACCUGACCGCCGCACAAGCGCUGAACGAACGACAAGAUGGCUACCGGCCCGAAGAUAGUGCACAAGCAGUUCAACUCGCCCAUAGGGCUGUACUCGCAGAGGAACAUCCAGGAGACGCUCAACAAGCACCUCUCCAACCUCGACAACGGGGGCGUCGGGAUUGACUUCAGCAACCCUAGCACCGACAAGCCUGGCAAUCUCGCGCACUCCGCCGUACUGCGCAUGCUCGAAGAGGAGGAGCGCGGCCGCAGGAACCCUGAGAUUGCAAGUGUUGCGACCCGCGAACAAGCUAUAAGGAUAGUCAAAGUGCGUGCAACACGUCGGUUUGACUCCAGCUGGCCGCCGGAACCAAUGGUGUCUGCCCACUGUUGGGACGGACUGCUUAACGCUAACGGACAUAUACACACACACUUUAUGAAACCAGAGGAUGGUAAAGGUCAGAAGAAAGUAGUGUGGCCACCAGUGCCAGAAACGAACGGCUACCACCAGCCACAGCAUCAGCAACAGCAGAGUCCCGCGUACCACGCACAGCACUCCCCCUCCGCGCCGCAUUCGCAGUAUCAAAGCCCACCCCAGCCCCAAUACCAUAAUAGCCCUCAGUACAACGAGCAGUAUCAACAGCAACCUCAGUAUCAACGGCAACCCCAGCACCAACAACAAUCGCAACCCCAGUAUCAGCAGAAUCAGCCGGCGUAUUGCGACGGCAGACGCCAAGAGCCCACAGGGUUGAGUAAGCUGAUCCCCUUCGGUCCUGGAGUGACCGCGUCUCCGGCCCCGGCCUACAGACAGGGCCCGCAAUCCCCGGCCGCGGCCCCUUACAAACAGCCUAAUACCCGUUGGGGCCCUGUGUCAGCUCCCCUCUCUCCUCAGGCAUACCCACAACAGCAGCCGCAGUACUCACCCCAGCAGUACUCGCAACCCCAGCAGCAGCAACCCCAGCACUACCAGCAACAACAAUACUCGCAACCCGAGUACCCCCCGCAAUACUCGCCCCCUGAGUACCCCCCGCAAUACGACUACCAGCCCCCGCAGCGUCAGUUCGAGCCCCCACCGGCGACUAUCACGCUUCGUCAGCAGCCCCCUGUGCAUCAGAAACCACCGCCGGUGUUCGCAAGCCAGCCCGCCACAGCGUCUUACCAAGGAGGUGUCAACAUGCGUGGCGAUCAGAAGUGGCCGCCGCAGUCGGUGCGCGAGGCAGUCGCGGCCGAGAACGAGGCACGCCUCCAGCUUGCUAAGGGCCCCGCCUGCAGGCCUCGCAAGGUCAAAAAGGACUACACUGGUUUCUUUGCGCAGCACGCCCUAAACCAGAGCUACCCCGGAUACCGCGCGCCCCCGGGCACGCAACACUACGAGGACCAUUCGGGCCGAUCUUCUUAUUAGAAUCAUAGACUAACAUAUAAUCAUAAGGCAGAAGACUAUAGUAAUGUAACCUGUACUUCAUCCCGGAUAAGCGCGCCCUAUUUCACUGUAUCAGUAUCAUGACAACUAAGUAAUAUCAUUUAAUUAAAACGGGAUUUGUAGCAGCUGGUCUAAAACGCAAAAUAUCCACAAUUCCAUUUUAUCUUGACUACAAAUCGAUACCGACGAAGCCCCGCUUACGCGGGGCUCCUAUUCUGUACAGUUUGGCCUUCAGACAUAUGAAGAUACCUAACGAACCUAACCUACCUUUGCAUUUUAGACCAGUUGCUACUAUGCAUUAAAACGGUACCACUUUGUCGGUAGUUAAGUGGUAUCUCGUCUGAAAAUGAUACCUAAGCCAAAACGUGUCUUAAACCUCAUAGGGGCUGAGAGGCUAGGUAACAAACUAACAACCACAUUAUAACCACUCAUUGAUUCUCAAAGAAGAUCACAAGAAGUAGCGCAAGUACUUGUAUUGACUUUAGGUAUAAAGUCUCGACGCAUGUACACAAUUGGAUUACAUUGUAAUCUAAAUAUAAUUGUAAUCAUGUAUCAUUAAAUAGCUUGUAAGUUUAAAAUUAACCACAUUGACCUAUUAAUUUUUCGACGAUGAUUUCGAUGUAAUGUGCGGCUUAUGAAAAUGCGAAAUUAAACAUAUCGUUUUAAAAUGCUUAUUAAUACCAAAUGUACAUAUAUAAUUCUUGUUUUUUUUUUAUAUCAAAUUAAAAUUGUUGAAUUUAAACCGUGCUUCGCCAAUUAACAUUAGUAAUCGGAUUAUUAUAAGAUUCAUUUGGCUGGCUAAGCUAAAAUGUACACAACCUAGUCAUUGAAUGAGAUUACAAAGUAUUUUGUAUAUAAUUUGUUGAAAUUACCUUACUGAUUUAUUUAUUUGGUAUUUCAUGAUGUAUAUUUUUAAGAAAUAAAUUAUUUCGAAAAUC
Messenger RNA from Leguminivora glycinivorella, 2559 nucleotides. Its product is annotated as early nodulin-75-like. NCBI's taxonomy places the organism in Eukaryota, Metazoa, Arthropoda, Insecta, Lepidoptera, Tortricidae. Bases 260 to 1603 code for a protein of 447 amino acids. The transcript is spliced from 10 exons. The record is from RefSeq and is a predicted model, not a curated record.